This is a messenger RNA of Ceratosolen solmsi marchali, 3409 nucleotides long. RefSeq lists its product as uncharacterized. The record is from RefSeq and is a predicted model, not a curated record. NCBI's taxonomy places the organism in Eukaryota, Metazoa, Arthropoda, Insecta, Hymenoptera, Agaonidae.
GCAAUAUUUUUCUUACAUUUCUGGAAGGAAAUACUGUUUUCUCAGAAUUCAUAGUUAAUUAAAGCAAUGGAAAUGAUUACAAAAAGUGAUUUAUAAUAGAGAAAGUACAAAAGUAGCACGAUUGCAAAAAAUUUUCUUAUAUUCUUCAUUCGCGCUUCUUUUGAACAGUCGCAGCUAGUAAUACCAACAAUCUCACGAGCGCAACUGCAAUAUUGGAAAGAAAGAAAAUUCUUGGGAAUUUCGGAGAGGCGAGACGCAGCACGAGUCAUGGACACUUUGACAGCAUCGAAUCGUCACCGUGCAUAAAAGAAAGCAGAGAAAGUAUCCUAUAAUAAAUGCAGUCGGUGCUACGUUGUUGGCGAUAUCGUUUACGAGCCGUUGGAGAUGAUCCGGCAGAAGCGUUCAUGGGUUACAGUGGCAUGGCUUGGUCGGUAAGGAGGCUGCGCGCCGGGUAAGUCCGGGGCCUCGGCUUGUGUUGGCCGCCGUGGGGCGCGGCGUCGGCCGCCCCAGGGUAUAUGCCGGUGCUAUUAAUAACGACUUUGAGGCUCGCUCGCUGCUCGCGGGUGAAAAUAGCCGAGAAUGCUCGCGGAAUCCAAUUGGACUUGGCUGGCAGGAGGAUGGGGCAAUAUGGCCGACUUGGCCGAGCGGGUGGACGAUCUGAUAUGCAGUUUCGACUCAUCCGCCGAUGCGACAAUGGACACCCUGUCGAUGCUCAUCUUCGGCUGGAUGCUGCUGGGUCUGGUGAUUCUCUGCGUUGGCAGGUUCGUCUACAAUAGGCUCCAUCAGCGGCGCAGGGCGCAGCCGCCGACGAUCGCCGGCCAUCAUCACAUCACCGCAGCUAAAGAGUCGGCUGCUGGCCUCCAGUCCAUCGGCGACAGCGUCGUCCGGCUGGGGGCCGGCGCAUCGGCCUCGGGAGUCGCCGCCGCGGUCGCCAGGUCCAGGUCCGCCAACGCCUCGAGGAGCACCGGUCCAGGCUACGCCACUUCCGGAGGUGGUGGAGGCUUAUCCUCGUCCUUCGGUGGCUCUGGUUAUGUGCCGCCAACGCCACCGGUGAGGAAGCGGUUGACGAGGAAGAACUCCGGGCCGCUGAUCAGCCCAGCGCGGAGCUCACGUGCUUUGCAUCUGCCGACGUCAACGGGGCCCGAUCCGGAAGCGGUUAGGUGGACGAAUGAGAUGUUGGUGUGGCUGCACACGGAUCUGGUUGUGCUGGACGAGCUACUAGGCAUCUGGGUAAACUCCCUCAACGACUUUGUCGCCUCCGCCAUUUCCGAGCAUGGCAUCGGCGUUGAAUUCGUUAGAGUUCUACCGGAAACUCAUCCACCUAUGUUGUCCAACAUUUUUUGCGAAUGCGAUUCGAAAGACGACGUGACAGUAACGUGUGACUGCGAAGCAACUCCCGCUCUACAGCUAAAGGCAUUCCGUCAACACGGCGAUAAAGUGGAAACUAGUCAUUACAGAGUCAACGUGAAUCGCUUCCGAGCCCGAUUGAACGUUGUAUGCAUAACGGAAAAGCUGUUGAUCGAUCUCAAGUGCGAUGGAUGGCCAGAGGUGAAGGUAUCCAUGGCACCCGUUGGCACGAUAAAAAAGGACUUUGAUGAAACUCACAUGCAAGAGCUGCUGACGGAGAUUGUCGUGGGCGCCAUACGCGGCACCAAUGUGCAUCUCAAUCUAUCCCAGUAUACAAACUGUCCGCGAUUAUGGCGGGAACCGAUCAAUCACUUGGGUUAUACUUUGCCUAUGCACUACGACAAUAUGGCUGGCUCAAACUCAACGAUUAAUCGCCAGCGACACGGCCACAUGCACUCAUCCGGUUCUACGAUACAGCAAUAUUCACCGGGUGACCGUCGACUACUCGUCAAGGUUGUCCGGGCGGCGGACCUCGCCGGGCAACUUGAGUGCAGAGAACCGUAUUGCGUUGUGGAGCUGGACGAACCACCGCAAAGACACCAGACAUCGAUCAAGAAGGACACGAAGAGCCCCGUGUGGGACGAAGCCUUCCUCUUCGACAUAAGCCAAAAUACGACAGAAGUUUUACUUGAAGUUUACGACAGAACUAAUAUAAACGACAGAUUUUUGGGCCUUGGUAUUGUCGCAGUCGAAGAACUGCUAGCUAAUCCUAGUCAGAGGCAAAUUAUACCUUUACAAGCAAGGCCUUAUGAAGAAGAUGAAGUUUCUGGCACCCUCACAGUCGAGUUUCUUUUUAUCGAGGGUGCGGAAGUGCCGCAAUUAGGCAGUAAGCCGUUCAGGGUGAAGGAAACAAUCAAACCCCCAGCCUCACCAACGCGCAGUUAUAAUCCUACAAACAACGUAUUGAGCAACAAUACUCUUAACUAUAACAACGGUAACAGCACUCUUAUUUUGUACGACUCUACAAAUGAAUCGGGAGGCGAUUUCUUAACUAAUGGCGGUUCAACGGUUGACUCGCCAUACAGAAGUGGACAAUCAAAUGGUAACAAAGGAACUUUAAUCGUUCACAGCCAGCAAAGGAAACCUGAACGUCAAGUUGUGAAGGUCACACUGAAUGAGAAUGGCGGAUGGCGGGAGAUUUCUUCUGAGCUUGGAGAGAAAGAAGUAUAUACAACUUCUGGCCAGGAAAGUACACCAAAUUCUUCAAACUCUGAUGGUACGAAAGAGAGAGGAAGAACUAGAAGAAAACGGAGAGAUUUCUUUGGAACAAUCAAAAAGAGACUUAGUCGUUCUAAAGCAAGAAGUAGAUCAGUUGGACCGGAAGGGGAUCCAAAUCACGAGGAGGCUCAUUCAAGAUCUAUUUCAGCAGACAGAGCAAGAGAUCCAGGAUCUGGUCGGGAAGGACACUCGAGAAGAUCAAGCGUUAGUGAAGCAUCUGCGAUAAGUGGAACUUCAACAAGAACUUAUAUAAAUGAAGCGUCGACAUUAGUCUUGGAAACCGUUGAGAACUGCAUCAGAAAACAUUAUCUUGUCCCACUAUCAUUGGCACAAAAAAGUAAAUGGAAGAAGAAAGGAACGAAGCUUCAUAUUUUCAAUGAUCAUACAUUUAUUGCAAAACAUAUGGCUGGUGGCACUGUGUGUGAAGUAUGUAAAAGAACGUUGGCGCGAAGAUUAGGCAAACAAGGCUAUGAGUGUAGAGACUGCCAAAUGAAAUGUCAUAAACAUUGUCAUGUUAAAGUUGACUCCAUGUGUUCAUCUUCCGCUAUACAAAGUAUUGAACUGAUUUUUAUAAAAACUCCAGAAUUGAAAAGGAAACCUUCAGUGCGGAUUUGCUAAUGCUUGCAAGCAACGUCGGCAUUAUCAAGAAACUCGUUACGCAGUUCAAGAUUCGGCUAAUGAAACUUCACUUCGUCGAAUUCCACUUCUGUUAUUAAUAAUAUACAAAUAAUAAUAUUGAUUUAAACUCCAAGCCUUGGCUAUAAGUAAAGAGAUAAAAAAAAAA